Messenger RNA from Cyprinus carpio (common carp), 3360 nucleotides. RefSeq lists its product as uncharacterized. The coding region runs from base 965 to 2398 and encodes 477 amino acids. The record is from RefSeq and is a predicted model, not a curated record. The transcript is spliced from 3 exons. Lineage: Eukaryota; Metazoa; Chordata; Actinopteri; Cypriniformes; Cyprinidae.
ACCAGUUAUUGUUGGACACCGAAUUAAGGAUCCAGAAUCAGAAGCAUGGCAGCUCGUUCUACUCCUCAGACAAAUUGUAGAUCUAAUUUGUGCACCAGCAAUACUGGCAGAUCAGGUUGCUUAUCUGAAAGUGCUCAUUGAUGAGUACAUUCAUUUUAGGUAUAUGACUUUCCCUUCUAAGCCUCUCAAGCCUAAACAUCACUACUUGUGCCAUUACCCAGAGCUUAUAAAACAAUUUGGACCACUCAUUCGCUUAUGGACUAUGCGGUUUGAGAGCAAACAUACCUAUUUUAAACAAUGUGCUAGAAAAUUGCACAACUUCAAAAAUGUAUGUGCAACACUUGCAGAAAGGCACCAGCUUCUCCAAGCCUAUUUAAGUGCUGGAAACCUCUUUCAGCUUUCUGUGCAAGUUGAAAAAGGCUCUGAAUUUUAUUCUUGUGAUUUUAACGAAGUAAUCAGGGAAUCAGUUGAUCAUUUUGAUUUUCAGCCAGGCAAUACUUUAGUAGCUACUGAAAUCACUUUGAAAGGAACAAAGUACAGGAAAGGCAUGGUUGUUCUUUUGGCCAGUAAUGAUGAGGGUUUGGAGGUUGGCAGAAUUAAACUAAUUCUUGUUCACCAGAAUUCUGUGGUUUACUUUGUGUCUGAGAAACGGUGUGCUGUGCGGUUGGUGGAUUUGGGUGUAUACUGCAUAACAGAUGAGGACCCAAGACAUGUCUGUGUACUUAAAGAGGAUCUAUUAGAUUAUUAUCCUCUCCAGGAGUAUAACAUAUGUGGCUUGUCUGUGAUUGUGUUACACCACUCUUUUCCAUCUUUUUAGGGUAUGUCUAAUUUAGAGGAAAUAAAACUUGCCAUCUCCUCUUCGUUACCUGGUCUCUCUGAUGAAACACUUCAAUAAUUUAUCCAUGGUCUUUCUGUCAUUGGUGUUGAGACAAAACUCCUCCAGUAUGUCAAAGAAGAAGACCUCAUGGAAUUCCUCAGGCCUAUACAAUGCCGCAAACUACUGAAUGCAUGGAAAAAUGAAGAACAAUCCAGCUGCUCGACUCCCCAACGAUCAUCGCGUCAAGUUCUUUCGGAUAUAUCAAGCCCAGGAUCAGAGUGUUCAAGUUCUACACCAUCUCGUUCUACUGCUUGCUUUUCAGCAUCUUGCGCCUGGGCUGAAACAUUUAAGGUGCUUUGGGAAGUCAUGCCUUCCGAAAUUAAACUGGCCAUUGCAAAUAAAAAAAGACCAUCACCAGCUGAUCGAAGGAAGCUAGUAAGAAUGUUAGUGGAUAACAUGCAAAAACAUGAAUUAAACCCAUCAAAGGCACAGUGUCAGAUUGUAGUGCAGAAUAUUGUUAAGCAGUACCCGGACAGCUUUGCUGAUGUUCUGUCUGAUGGAACAAAAAUAGGUAGUGGAUAUGCCUCUUUGCUCUUGCAAGUUAAAACCCGUGUUGAACAUGUAAACAGAAACAACACUUUAGCUCGUCGGAGAAAAGAACGACUACGAUCAUCGUGUAGAACCAUAAGCCAGAGCUCAAGAAGGCUGGCUGAUCAAUAUGGUUGUGUCAGUUGGCAGCCUGAGGAGUUUCCUGCAGGAGAAAAUGAUGACACCCUAGAAGAGAAGCGCAAGCAAAUGGUGCUGCUUCAUUCUACUGAAGGAAUUUCUGGAGCCAAUAGAGGAGAACUUCACAAGUUGAUGGAGGUCACAUAUUACCGUCAGCGCCGUGAUAUAAACGCCACUCCACCACUGUCUGAACUAAAGAACUCAUGGCCUUACCUGUUUUGUCUGAAGGGGAUCUUUUUACAUUUCCAAUUGCUUACUGACAUCUCACUGCUACAAAAAAUCAUAGAAAGCAUUGAAGGGAAAGGAAAGAGGAUUCUAAGAUUUUUUCAAGAAAAGCCAACAAACAAAGAGGUGUGUGCUGUUCUGUCAAAGUAUCAAGAGGGAAAUUCUCUGGUCCUGUGCAUCUUGAAACUCUUAAUGGCCCAUUUCAAAGAGAGAACAGAAUCACUUCUAAUUGAAGCUGAUGCAGCAGCAACUGCAGCCGACAUGGAAAGAGAGGGAUUACCGGAUUCACCCGCACUAAUCAUCCAAGGUUUGUUGCUUUACUUUGUGUCUGUCUCCAUCAAUUAUUGGCUUUCUAGCUCUUGUACCUCUUUGUCCUGUACUGUUUUUUUUUCUUCUCACUUUAAUGGCCAUUUCAAAAAUACAUUUUUGCCACCUCUGUUCCUGUAUUCUAUUUCACAAUUAUAUUCUCAUUCCUAUAUUCCUUCCAUAGUUAGCUCUCUCUGUGCCCUGUUUUUGUUGUUGUUGUUGUUGUUGUCGUCGUCGUCGUCGUCGUCUCUGAACCAUUCUCUCUACUUAACAAAAAUCCUUAUUAGUAACAUUAGUCUUCAUUAUAAAUCCCAUAGUGUAUAGUGUCUAUCUAAAAAUAAAAAAUUACAUCAUGAUUUACUCACCCACAAGCCAUCCCAGGUGUAUAUGACUUUUUUCUUUCAGACAAAUACAAUCAGUUGUUUUAAAGAAUGUCCUGGCUCUUCCAAGCUUAAAAAUGGCAGUGAAUGGAUGAUGAGAUUUUAAAGCUCUAAAAAGUGCAUCAUCCAUCAUAAAAGUAAUCCAGUAGAAAAUUCCAGGGGGUAAAUAAAGACCCUCUGAAGCAAAGCGAUGUGUUUGUAAGAAAAAUAUACAUUGUUGAACUAGUCGAAUUAUGCCAAAAGAAGGUAACUCCCUACAUGAUGUAUGACGUAGGAGUAGUGUAAGCUUUAACGCCUCUCGUAACAAAUAGGGCUGUGUAACAAACACAAGGUCUUCUCUUAUAUCAAAAUCCUCAGAAAUUUGUCUUUAAAAAUUCUUGUUUUAGACUUUUUUUGUUGUUUUUUGCUCUAUCCUCUGCGCUUCCGGGUUCUUCGUUACGUCAGGUCGGAGUGCAUUCUUUCGCCAUAAAUAUGCUGAAAAGUAGAUAUUUUAAUUUAUAUGGUUUCAAAUAUGGAUAUUUUUCUUAAACAAAUGCAUCGCUUCACUUCAGAAGGCUUGAGCCAUGUGGAGUACUUUUAUGAUCGAUGGAUGCACUUUUUGGGCUUCAAAAUCUUGCCUGUCAUUCACUACCAUAAUAAAGCUGAGAAGAGCUAGGACAUUUUUUUUUUUUUUUUUUUUUAUGGAACUCCGAUUGUAUUUGUCUGAAAGAAGAAAGUAAUUUACUCCUAGGAUAGCGUGAGUAAAUCAUGGUAAUUUUCACUUCAUUUAAUUCUUUUCAGACUAUCCCUUUAACAUGAGCUAUACAACACUUGUUAAUCUAUGACCUGCCAUAUUCUUAUUUUAUUUUUUAUAGGUGAAUCCAUGACCCCAAGCAAGUGGAUGUUGUCCGUCGAGAGGGAAGUUGU